GUAACAACACUUAACGCUAAAUGUUUAGCUUCAGUGGCGGAACGUUUGUUCUCAGGAACAGAUAAAGAAAUGACAGUCGGACAUUAUUGAGACGCACACACAGAUGACGCAUGCGCAGAAGGCACAUCAACGGUCUGACGAGGAGACCUUUAACUCUGCUGCAGCUGCUGAAGAUUACAGUUUUAUUAUCAUCCAGAGAUCCCAGCGUUAAUGAUACCUGUCUACUAACACAGCACAGUUAAAUAACAUUAAUACCAGCUUGUCUUCUAUCUGUAUCAGCUGUCUGUAGCUCUCUCCCUGCAGCAGCAGGAUCAUGUUUACCUCCCAGACCUCGUCCUCGUCCUUCCAGGACUCCAUCGACGUGGAGGAGAGAGAUGACUUUGACAGCGAGGAGAUCUCUGGAUACAGCCAGAAGACACAGCUCAACUGCUACUACACCAUCUAUCUGUAUCAGGGCACCAGAUCUGAGGCUUCUGGGGAUAAUGUGACAUGGAACCAGAGACGAGCAGACUCCACAACCAGUCAGGAAGACUUUAGCCUGACGCUGAUCGACAGCAGCCUUCCAUCAGAGGCAGAACCUGAGCUGCGGACUUACAUAUCAAGGAGGCUGAGCAAAGGUGCCCUGCUGGGAGGCAUGGGCAACAUCGCCACUGUGGAGCUGAGUAUCCCCGAGCAGGCAGUCGGAUGCUACUGCUGUCUCCUGGAGCAGGAACGUUCUCCUGAACAGCCGGAUGCUGAUGGGAACGGACACGUCAUCUGCUUUAUGGGCGGCUCUGAAAAAGGACUCAACUUAUUUAGAUUAGAGCUCGAUAAAUACGUCCAAGGUCUGCACAGCAGCCUGCAAACCCCAGAGCUGCAGAACCUUGAGACGGAGGUGCGUCCCUAUCUGAGCCGGUGGUACGAGGAGUCUGUGAUGCACAUUUAUCGAGUGGUACAGCUGGUCCAGAGAGACAUCAGCUUCUUGCUGCAUGCUGCUCUGAGUCACACACAUGUGGAGGUCAAUAACUCAGAUGAGAGGACGAAGGCUGAUGUGUCCAGGUUCAUCAAAGCAGCCAGUCUGCUUGGUCUGUCCCAACAAGACACCACGACAGCGUCUCUGUGUAAGGCCAUCUCAGAGGACACACUCUCUGACCUGGUCAUAGACUGCUCCGCCAGCCCGCCCACGCUCUCUAACACGGUCAGUAACCGUUUCUGUGACGACUGGAUUCAGGCAUUUCUCAACGCCGCAGAGCGUUGUAACCCGUUCCUGCUCCGACAGAUUCUGGAGAACUUCAAACUUAAGGCCAUCCAGGACAUGAACAGCCUGAAGCGUUUUGUGCGGCAGGCGGAGAUGAGUCACUACGCCCUGUUUCGCUGCUGCCAGUUCCUGCAGGGCUGCGGAAACGGCGACGUGCUGCUGCAGAACGCCAAAUCGGAGCACAGCGACCUGCCCGAAGCCUGCAGCAUCAUCUCUGUCCUGGAGGAGUUCAUCAAGGAACAAUCCCAGGCCCAGGCCUGAUUCCUUGAUAAAUCUAACUCCAACCCAAGCACUACAUCCCAUGUUCAACAUUGAAAAUUUAGCUGUGGGGAAAUUUAGAAUCUGCCGGCUGUUGUGGCGGAUUCAGAAUUUAAAUCUAAGUGUGCUGUGCAGCUUCUCAGCUAGAAGAGAGGCGGUCACAUCUGGAAUAUGUACUGUAAAAUACUGACAGCUUCCCUCAACAAGUGUCUUUCUUUGGGGCUUAUAAUAGUUUAUCGACUCACCACUGCAAUUAUCUUAACAAUUAGGGUUAGCUGCUAAUUGGAGAUGAUAGUAAAACUGACCUCAGUGUAGAUCUAGUUGUAGAUCUAGUUGUAGAUCUAGAUGUAGAGUGGCACUUUCCCCAAUCUUUUUCCUUUUGUAAUUUCUGUGUUGGGUGAAUGUGUAUAACAGAUCUUUGAACCAAAUACUAUUACUAUUGUUUUGCUAACUGACAAUGAUCACAACACAGAACUGAUCCAAACUAAAGCUUCUACUCACUGGAGUGGACUUAUCUAUUAUUUGAUGUCCAAAUAUAAUUUUGUAUUUUAGUUGGUUGUAUUAGUUUUCUUUUGAGAAUGCACAAAUCACUUUUAUGCAUUGCUUGUUACAUAGGCCUCGUUUCCCCUGCACUACAAUAUCAUGUUUGUCUAAUGAAUACAGCUACUGUAUGUGUGUAUAUAUAUGUAUGUCUAUCAAGUGAUAUUAGAUGUAAAUUGAAUCCUUCUCUGUGAAGACAGUGUUGUAGAUAUACGGUGGAACUUUUGAAUAUAAUUUUCUGUUUACAAAAAUCUCAACAGCAUUCACCAGCUACAGACCUGAUGAGAACAUGUGACUCACUGCAUUUACUACAUUUACUAAGCUUUUGUUUAGUUUACAAAGGUUCCACAAUAUUAAUACCCACAGAAAAAAAAAUGCUCUAAAGAGAAGAGGGUAGAUGAUUUAUAAAAGUGCUCAGAGUAAAUGUUGGUAUGCCUAAGUUUUAUUUUAUUUUCAUAGUGUACCUGCAGCAAGUUUUUGUACUCCAUUAAGCUCAAACCAUUCCCAUUCAAACCAGUCCAAAGUGUGUAAUACAGCAAUAUGGUCGGUGGUGUAUACUUUUAAAACUGUGAAGCAGGUGACAUGUAAGUGUGAACCAUGGUGUGACUGACUCACAGUGCGUUGAAAUGCGUCUGUAGUUAUAAAUGUUGUUCUUGGUCUUGUAUAGAAGAAGCUAAAAUAAACACCACAGGUGAACCUA
This is a messenger RNA of Sebastes umbrosus (honeycomb rockfish), 2735 nucleotides long. RefSeq names its product chromosome 14 C17orf75 homolog (gene c14h17orf75). Gene Ontology annotation, cellular component: trans-Golgi network. Bases 314 to 1498 code for a protein of 394 amino acids. The transcript is spliced from 10 exons. The record is from RefSeq and is a predicted model, not a curated record. NCBI's taxonomy places the organism in Eukaryota, Metazoa, Chordata, Actinopteri, Perciformes, Sebastidae.